This is a messenger RNA of Silurus meridionalis, 3309 nucleotides long. RefSeq names its product missing oocyte, meiosis regulator, homolog (Drosophila) (gene mios). The coding region runs from base 494 to 3196 and encodes 900 amino acids. The transcript has 11 exons. Gene Ontology annotation, molecular function: protein binding. The record is from RefSeq and is a predicted model, not a curated record. Gene Ontology annotation, cellular component: cytoplasm. Gene Ontology annotation, biological process: positive regulation of TORC1 signaling; cellular response to amino acid starvation. NCBI's taxonomy places the organism in Eukaryota, Metazoa, Chordata, Actinopteri, Siluriformes, Siluridae.
GGACGGCGUCACGUGACGUCAACAAGCGAGCACGCACGCGCAUCAUCAACGUGACGAGGACCCGCCAGAGAAUGUGUGUGUAAGUUUGUUUGUAAACUCUACAACAAAAGCCCUCUUUAGUUCAGACUCGUAGCCGCCUAGGUCACGGUUUAUCCGCAUUGAAACGUUUCAGAAUCCAAACCGGGUUUGGAUGAACUCCUGCAGUGUAACUCCCUAAACGCUAGCGGAACUGGCUAGCGGAACUAGCCGCUUAUCGCUUACCAUCAUCCCCCUGCUCAUGCUAACAGCCGUCUGGUGAUUUACCGGAGAUUGUAGAGACUUUAUGUUCAGGUUUCAAACAAGACUGAGUACCAAACCACAGAAUUUUCACUAUGUAGCGGACCAGCCAUAGUGCCCUGUUCUUUUUUCGGAUUCAUGGAAUCAUCCUGAAAGAGUUAAACCCGUCCGACCGACUGACUUUGCAUCUAGAAAUCGGCAAACAUAGCCAAACGCGAUGAUGAGCGCUUCCAAGCCGGAUAUCCUGUGGUCCCCGCAUCAUGCCGACCGGUUCGUUGUGUGCGACUCCGAGCUGAGCCUGUACCGGAUCGGGCCCGCUGGCGCUUCGGAGGCCAAAGGGGGCGCUCUGCAGCUGUCAGAGGAGACGGCGGCGACGCUUCUGGCCGUCAACUCGGACACGCCGUACAUGAAAUGCGUUGCCUGGUACCCAAAGUCUGAGCCGGAGUGUCUGCUGGCUGUGGGUCAGGCCAACGGCCGAGUGGUCCUCACUGGCCUCGGGCAGAGCCACGGCUCCAAAGGCAAGGAUCUGACAGGGAAGGAGUUUGUGCCAAAGCACGCGCGCCAGUGCAACACGUUGGCGUGGAAUCCCGCGGACAGCAACUGGCUCGCAGCGGGACUCGACAAGCACCGGGCAGAUUUCUCCGUGCUGAUCUGGGACGUUGGCGGCAGACACCCGCCCGAAGCGAUGCAGGCCGAGAAGCCGCGCCUUUCCGGAGACGCCGACCCGUGUGCGGCAGCCACCAAACCGCUGUACGAGCUGGGACAAAACGACGCCUGCUUGUCUCUGUGCUGGCUGCCCCGAGACCACCCGAAACUCCUGCUGGCCGGAAUGCAUCGCAACCUGGCCAUCUUCGACUUGCGCAACACGAGCCAGAAGACCUUUGUGAACACCAAAGCCGUUCAGGGUGUCGCGGUGGACCCGCACUUCCCCGAGCGUGUGGCGUCCUUCUUCGAGGGCCAGGUGGCCAUCUGGGACCUGCGGCGAUUUGAGAAGCCGGUGUUCACGCUCCCUGAGCAGGCCAAGCCCCUGACCAAAGCGGCGUGGUGUCCGACGCGCACUGGCCUCCUGGCCACCCUGACGCGCGACGCCAACGUUGUGCGCCUCUAUGACAUGCAGCACGCGCCCGCGGGCCCCGUUGGCUCGGAUGAAAGCGAGCCCACGGUGAUUGAACGCGGGGUGCAGCCAGGAGGCGACGUUGUUAUAAGCAGCUUUGCCUGGCAUCCGUCCACCCAGAACCGCAUGGUGGUGGUGGCGCCCAACCGCUCCAUGUGCGACUUCACCGUGUUUGAGCGCGUCUCGCUGGCCUGGAGCUCCUCAACGGACCUCGUCUGGGCGUGCGGGCGACACCUGUACGAGUGCGCUGAGGACGCAGGGGACGUCGCCGCCGAGAAGGACGUUGCCACUAAAAUGAGGGAGCGCGCUCGAUCCCGCUACGGCCACGACACCGUUCAAGUGUGGAGGAACCACUUGCUGGCCGGCGGGAAUGACCCGCAGAUCAGGUCCCUCUGGUACACUUUGCAUUUUAUGCAGCAGUACACCGAGGAGACGGAGCAGAGACAGCAGGGAAACAAACAGUCUCUGAUCUACUCAGGCAUCAAGAACAUAGUCAAAUCCUGCUCCGGCACGACGGAGUCACGGCGCCGCUGGAAGGGCUCGGAGAGGACGGCGGAUGCGACGCAGUACCAUGGCGAGGAGCGUGGCCUGGCCCUGCGGCUGUGCGGCUGGAUCGGACGAGGGCCGGACGUAGACGUUGAGCCGUUUCUCAGGUCUCUUGAGCAGGAGGGCGAGUGGGAGCGAGCCGCCUCCGUUGCACUCUUCAACCUCGACAUCCGCCGAUCCAUCCAGAUCCUCCAGAAAGGCGCUCAGGCGGAAAAAGGCGACCCGAACCUGAACGUGGUGGCCAUGGCUCUGUCGGGAUACACGGACGAGAAAAACUCCCUGUGGAGGGAGAUGUGCGGCUCACUGAGGCUGCAGCUGAAAAAGCCCUACCUGUGCUCCAUGUUCGCGUUCCUGACCAGCGAAGCGGGGGCGUACGAUGGCGUGCUGUACGAGAGCCGCGUGGCCGUGAGAGACAGGGUGGCCUUCGCCUGCAUGUUCCUCAACGACAACCAGCUGUCCCGGUACGUCGACAAGCUGACGGACGAGAUGAAGGAGGCGGGAAACCUGGAGGGCAUUUUGCUGACGGGCCUGACCAAGGACGGGGUGGACCUGAUGGAGAGUUACGUGGACCACACGGGAGACGUGCAGACCGCCAGUUUCUGCAUGCUCAGGGGAUCGAGCCCUGAAGUGGUGAAGGACGCACGCGUACAGUGCUGGAUCGAGAACUACCGAGACCUGCUGGACGCCUGGAGGUUCUGGCACAAGCGGGCCGAAUUCGACAUCCACAGGAGCAAGCUGGACCCCAGCUCCAAGCCUCUCGCUCAGGUGUUUGUGAGCUGCAACUUCUGCGGGAAGUCCAUAUCAUUCGGGUGCUCAGCCGCACCCCACCAGGGUCGCGGGUUCGGUCAGUACGGGGUCGGCGGCUCGCCCGCCAAGUCGAAGGUCACCAGCUGUCCGGGCUGCAGAAAACCCCUGCCGCGCUGCGCCCUGUGCCUCAUGAACAUGGGAACGCCGGCAUCCUCCCGCGCAGUUUCCAAUCGACGAGGCGAUAAAACACGCAGUUCUGCGGCACCAACGGAGUCGCUCUCCCCUCGGGCAGGUGCGGGGAAGUCUGACGAGAAAGCAGACCUGCCGAGAGAAAAGAAGCUGGCUCAGUUCAACAACUGGUUCACCUGGUGCCACAACUGUCGACACGGAGGCCACGCCGGUCACACGCUCAGCUGGUUCAGAGACCACAGCGAGUGCCCUGUUUCAGCUUGUACCUGUAAAUGCAUGCAGUUGGACACGACCGGCAACCUGGUGCCCUCAGACAACAUCUGAUGGACAGCCAAAAAGCAACCACACCUCAAACUUGUUCUACAGCCUCAUCACCAGCAUCUUCUGUCCUGAUCACAAAAAACAAAAGCAGACAAUUAAUAAAAAGCUUGCGUGCA